Symbiodinium natans is the source of this 621-nucleotide messenger RNA. NCBI's taxonomy places the organism in Eukaryota, Dinophyceae, Suessiales, Symbiodiniaceae. The record is from the annotation of a GenBank genome assembly.
AUGCAUGCUCGGCGCGGAAGAAGAAGCCGCUCUGGCCGGCGCGCUCGCCCGCCUCCAGGAGCUGACUCAGCUGAAGCUCUACUUGAGGUCCAACGAUCAGCUCGGCGCCGAGGGCUGGCGGUCGCUGGAAGCCCUCGGCGGCCGCUGGAAGCCCUCGGCGGCCUCCCGAAGCUGGCGGCGCUGGAGCUUGAUCUCACUGAAUGCAUGCUCGGCGCGGAGGAGGCAGCCGCUCUGGCCGGUGUGCUCGCCCGCCUCCAGAAGCUGACUCGGCUGAAGCUCAAUUUAUGGCAAAACGAUCAGCUCGGUGCCGAGGGCUGGCGGUCGCUGGCAGAAGCCCUCGGCGGCCUCCCGAAGCUGGCGGCGCUGGGGCUUGAUCUCCGUGAGUGCAAGCUCGGUGCAGAGGAGGCGAUUGCCCUGGCCGGCGCCUUGGGCAACUUGGCGGAGCUCCGGGAGCUGAAGCUCAACUUGUUCGACAACCAGAUCGGCCUCCAGGGCUGCCUCGCGCUCGCGGGGGCUCUCCGGCGGCUCCCGGCGCUGGCCAAGCUGUACGCCGACUUCCGACGGUGCGUGGGAGACCAUCGAGCUCUGAGCCGAGGUGAUCGGAGAGGGCGGCCAACCUGA